UUAACAUCGCAGUAAUAUAAGGUGAAACCAAUCAUUGUAUCCGAACCGUAUUAUUAUCUUUCUAUCAGCCAAUGAGUUUCGGUCUGUUUAUCUAGGAUAUUAAAGAAGCGGUAUUUAAUGAAAAUCUCUCCUACCUUUUCUACAGUAUCUUCUUAAACAUUGUAAAUAACAGUCGUAAGAUGUGGAAAACAACGACGGUUAUACUUGUGUUAUCAAUUGGUGUAUAUUAUCUUAUAUCCAAUACGGAACAAUUGAAGAAGCCAGAUUUGCCGGAAACUUUUUGGGGAUCUGAUAAGAACAAAGCAGCAUCGAAAGAAAUUCGACCAUUCAAGAUAGACGUACCAAAAUCGGUCAUAGAUGAUUUAAAUAAACGUCUGGAAAAUCCAAGAUUAAAUGUUGAACCAUUAGAAGGUGUUGCUUGGACUUACGGUUUACCAGCACCUUUUUUAAAAAAUAUUAUUGAAUAUUGGCGUACUAAAUAUAACUGGAACGAGAGGCAAGCUCUUCUUAACAAAUAUCCACAAUUUGUAACAAAUAUUCAAGGUCUGGACAUCCACUUUUAUCAUGUAAAACCGUCGAAUUUACCAAAGAAUAAGAAAAUCAAAGUUUUACCAAUUCUUAUCGCCCAUGGUUGGCCUGGUUCAGUUGUAGAAUUUCAAAAGAUUAUUCCACUGUUGACCACACCCAAACCAGACAGAGAUUUCGUUUUUGAAGUUAUUGCUCCAUCUUUACCUGGAUAUGGUUUCAGUGAUGCUGCUGUACGACCUGGAUUAUCACCAGUUCAUAUCGGUAUUAUUUUUAAAAAUCUCAUGGCAAGGCUUGGUUUUGAAAGAUAUUAUAUCCAAGGAGGUGACUGGGGUUCUCUUAUAACAAGUUCAAUGGCUGUUGUUUAUCCGGAAAAAAUUUCUGGACUACAUUCUAACUUGUGCGUAAAUAAACCAAUCGACAUUUGGUAUCUUAUUGGAAUAUUAUUUCCAUCUCUUGUUAUUGACAAGCAAUACGAAAAUAGAGUUUAUCCAUUGAAAGAUAAAAUCUAUUUUUUAUUGGAAGAAAGUGGAUAUUUUCAUAUACAAGCUACCAAGCCAGAUACGAUUGGUUUGGCAUUGAUGAAUUCACCAGUAUCCUUGGCAGGAUACAUACUCGAGAAAUUCAGUACAUGGACAAAUAAAGAAUAUAAAACUAGAAAGGACGGUGGUCUAUUUGAGAAAUUUACUUUGGAUGAACUUUUGGAUAAUGUUAUGUUAUACUGGGUGACUGAUUCUAUAACGACUAGUGUACGUCUUUAUGCUGAACAAUAUGCCAUCUCUAAUAUUAAUUUACAAAUCGAUGAUUUCCCCAUCGAUGUACCUACAGCUUGUGCCAUAUUUCCUAACGAAUUGGUUUAUGUACCAGAAAAAAUGAUUAGAAAUAGAUAUUUGAAUUUAAUUCAAAUAAACCAUAUGCCAGGAGGUGGUCAUUUCGCAGCUAUGGAAGAACCUCUUUUACUUGCAAAUGACAUAUACGAUUUUGUUGCCAAAGUCGAAGAAUUAUCCAAGAAAGAAAAUAAAACAGCAACUGUGAUUCCUGAACAGGAUAAUAAAAAAACUAAAAAAACUAAAAAAACAAAAUAGAUAUAAACUGUCAAUACGUCAUUUCUUUUGAAAGUAUUUUGUUUCAGUUAGUAUUUUUUCUUUUUUAGAAGUAAUUCUAUAGAAAUUUUUAUAAUAUAUUGAAUUGAUAAAAAAAAACGAUAUUAUGCACUAUCGAUAUUAAUUUUAGAUUGCAUAUAAGUAUAAGUAUAUGUCACUAAUUAUAAAAAUACUUUAUAUAUCAUUGUGAAUAAAUGAUUAUUUUCU
Molecule: messenger RNA, 1835 nt
Organism: Polistes canadensis
Lineage: Eukaryota; Metazoa; Arthropoda; Insecta; Hymenoptera; Vespidae
Product: juvenile hormone epoxide hydrolase 2-like
Exons: 8
Coding region: 180-1610 (476 amino acids)
Biological process (GO): epoxide metabolic process
Molecular function (GO): epoxide hydrolase activity
Source: RefSeq, a predicted model, not a curated record